AUGUCCGGUGGCAUCUUCUUUCUCGACGAAGAGCGCGAACGCGUAUCUCCACCCGACCACUCUCCUGCCACCACCGCCGAAGACUCCAAACCCUCGCCCCCGACCACCGCCGCCAGGCCGCCUACUCUCCAGAUACCCUCUUCCUCCACGCCACUCGCUGCCCCUAUCCCCACACCCGCCGGCCAGCCUCUGCCGCAACAUCGAAAACACCCCACGCCUUUCGCCGCCACCACCCCGUCUUUCCCAUCUCCCCUAGCUCGGGCGGUCACUGUGCCGUCGCAUUCCGACACUUCUUCGUCGUCUGAUGUAUCUUCGCCGACUCACUCGGAUGAAGAGAGGGAUCUGACAGAAGGAGAGGCGGAGAGGGAACGGCGGCGGAGUGAUCAGGCUUCGGAUGUUUCUGGGAGUGGGAGCGGAGCAGGGACGCCUCGCCGCUGGUCUGCUGUCCGUUCCACAACACCGUCUUCCUCAAUCCACCGCUCUCCAUCUAUAUCACGAGCAGGUAGUCCCACGUCCCGUCCUCCCAGCCCAGUCAACAACACCCGCCCGCAACCCCUGACUCCGGGUGCGCUGCUCAUGCGCAACAAGCGCAGUGCGAGUACAUCCAAGCAGCCGUCCCCGACCCAAAAGAUCUCGCCUACACACCCGAGCAGCAGUAGGUUUUCGCAGGACCCGUCGCCGGUUUCAUCUACAAGAGGCAGGAGCGGGUCCAGCGGCAGCUCUCAGCAAGAUCAUAGCGUUAGUACCGCCGCGUCCAGUCCGCUUCCGUCGGCUUCUUCCGGCAAGCCUGUGGCUAUCCCAAAGCCGCAAGAGACAAAGGAGGCCAACUCCUUGGGACUGGGAUGGGGAUGGGGAUGGGACGGAAAUUCUGUGGUGGGGUCCAUCCCUGCUUCGGCGUCUGUGUCUGGUUCAGGCUCAAGCUUGGGAAGUGCUGUCACCGGGGGAAGCUUGAGGGACAAGAGCAGAAAUAGGGAACGAGGGGAUAGUAUCAGCUGGGCAGGUGGACCCCCUAGUCCUCGGAGAGAAAGAGGAGAUCGAAGCAGUAUCUCGAGUAGCAACCUUGGUGUUAGCCCCGCCAAAUCACGGCGUGCCUCUGAUUUCCUCAGCACCUCGGCCAGCAGCAAGAUGUCAUCUGUAUCAGGCAGGGCGUCUUUUGGCGGCAAUAUGGCUCAUCUUUCGACGUCGGCGUCCAUGGUCUCCCCUCUCAAUCCUCUCCCCUCCCCCUGGCCGGCCAACCACAACACAAACUUGACGAGUAUGGGCAACAAUGGUGGUGAUGGAGUGAUGGGCUCCAGUCUCGGCAGCAGCGUGCACAGCGAAAGCGCCUCGACAAACACUUCUGGUAACGCCGGCAGCUCUGCCGGUGGGUCGGGAACGGGCGCUAUCAAGCUCAACAGAGUACCUACAAGUGUACGCUUGGCGAGCGACUUGUUGAGAAAUUCAAACGCCAGCAGUCCCGGAUCCAGUUUGGACUUUGUCUCCGAGCCUGGAGAGAAAGAUGACGGCGAUGAUGGAUCACCGGUGCUGCCUACUGCUGCAUCCCCUCCUGUGGACGUGACACGCCCGGCGCUGAGCACGGCGACCCCUCAUCCUUCACUGAGAGGCAAUGUGCCUCAUUUCUCAGACUUGUCCCCCAAAGCUCCGUUCAAGACACCCAUGGUACCUCUCCUACCCCGACCGCGGCCGUCUUUGCCUUUGCAAGAGGGAACUACCAUCGACCCCGUCAAGGUCCACAAGUACAGAACGUCUCUCCACGAACCUCCCGUGACACCGCUCCUGUCCAUAUCGCCUCGAGAUGGAAAUCAGGGGAGCGGCUCGGCUACUGCGGCCAAUUCGCCCACCAAGCAUGAUACUGCUACAUCCCCGUUCGGUCUUGGGCUCUCCCUUCCGCCUUCGGCGUCUUUGCCCGUCACCAACAGGGACUUUUUGGCGCCUUCGUCUGCGCUGACAGAGAGGCCGGCGCAGGGCUUGCUCACGGCUGACGCGGCCAUGCUGCCGCAGAUCCGGAGAUUGAGUGAUAAAGGGCCGUUGAGCAGGGACGGGUUGGGCAAGGGGUCUUUUGGGAGUGAUGCGGCGAGCCACGCGGCGAGUCAUGCGGAUGUGAUUAUGCAGAGUCGGCAAGCAAAGAUUCAGCGGUGGGGUGUUGGUUCCGGCAGAGAUAAAAGUGCUCUUCCGCCUGCGUUUGCGCGUUCGGCUAGUGCUGGCUCGCCUGCGAUGCUGGCUGUACGCCGAGCGGACCGUCAGAUGGAGUGGGGACAGCUUGAUCGAUCUGUCGAUACCGCCGCAUCCAGUCCGGGGGAGAACCCCGUGGGCACUGGCGCGGGAUCGCUGGGUGCAUUGUUCAAGAGCGGCGGCAGAGGCAUGUCUACCCGCGAGGAUCAUUCGCCAAAGACUGCUGGGCCGGAGACCCUCACGGUGCCUCAAAUCCCCCUCACGCCCGCCCCAUCUAGCCAAGGCUCGUCCGACCCCGACGCUCAGCAUCAUCACGCAGCUGUCCCUGCCGGGAUGGGCGAUAUCGAGUGGGUCGAUUGGUUGGACUGUUAUAGAGGGUACAAGGAGAUGAAGAUCAAGGCGGAGAAGGAUGCCGAGCAGCGUCGGGCAAGUGAUGGGUCUGUCAAGGGCGAAAAGGCUCCUGAGAAGGAGAGUGAGACUACACCUCAGCCGCCGCAGGCGGAGAGGACGGAAUCCGACCAUGACGCUACGCCUGUGCCGCCCUCCGCUUCUGGGCUUACAUCAGCACACCCACCCUCGUCAUUCCAGGCUCCGAACGCUCAGCAAGGACAGCAGUUUGGCCUCACCCCCACGACGUCACGAGAGUCAUACAUGUCGUCUGGGUCUCAUGUCCCAACGACCAAUAAUGGCGGUUCGGGGUCGAGGCAGGGUUCACUGCGAAAGAGAAGUUUGUCAUUCAAGAGUCUCAGCUUGGUGGAUCCCAGAUUGUCGCCUACGCUUGGAAUGAAGAGGCGCGAGAAGGGUCGGCAGGUGUCUGGUGAUUCGUUGGCUGGAUCUGCGACUGGGUCUGGGAGCGCCGCGGGUGGUGGUGGUGGUGGUGAAAAGAAGAAGAAGAAUUUGGCGACCAAGAUGGAAGGCUGGUGGAACGCUGUCAAGAGCAAUUUCGUUCCCGAUGCCGAAUCUACCAGUCAAUCCCAUCUGAAGCCCAGUUUCACUUCUCCAAAAAAGCCGUCAGCCACACCAUCCAUGGCAUCCAUCCCGCACACCUCUGCCUUGACUCUUCACCGGUCCAGGAGCCCGGUCUAUCUCUCACCGUCUCCUACCAGACGAGGCUCUCCUUCCCAUGGGCUUAGUCUGAGACAAGUCAUCUCUCACAACGAGCUUCGCCAUAGGAGAGACAGGGAUGAUAUCGAAACAGCUUCUCUGGCUGGAGGCGCAAGUCCAACGAAGAGAGAUUUGCUGAGCGUUGAAGAUCCGGACAGACAGAGCGUUGAGGGCUACAGGAAGAGCAUUGACGGGUGGAAGGAAGACAUUAGGCUUUCUCGAAAUUCGAGCGCAGACACUGCUGUGCCAGCAUCCACGCUGAUGCCUCCUCCGCCGUUACCUGCCGGGCCCGUCAGAGCUCCGUCCACGGUGAUUGAAGAAUCUUCCCCACCGAGUAGAGAUAGCAACGAGCCUCCCUCAACUGGGUUACCCGGCCACUCCAGCAGCGGACUUGGCGGUAGUCUCGAAGCAAGGCGAAAGCAGCCGAAUCUGAGGCUGGAGCUCUCCCCGCACAGGUUCAACAGCCCAUUCACCUCUGGGUCCUCAAAUUCAGCUUCGGCGUCUGUGCCGGGGUCUGGACCUAUCCCUAUGAAAGUACCUCUUGGUCAACCACUUCGAGAUAGUGAAGCCUCGUCUCGGUCAUCAGUGUAUGGCCAGUCUGCGGGUUCGGCAGCGUCUUUGGGACCAGGGCUGACGCCAGGGGUGCCGAAAUGGGACCAGACUCCUUCGCCGGUCUACAACUUUGGUUUGGGGCUGUCUCAAGAUGAUGGUGGUCUGAUGGGUCCGAUGUUGUCGGGCAAAGGUCUCGCCCAUGGACUGGGCCUCAUCGAUUCAAAGAUGGGAGGAGAGCUUGAGAAUCAACCUGUAGCACCUGGUGUCGAACUCACAGUCGGCUCUGUAAAAAGUCACAUUCGCAGAAGACUGAACGGUGCCAAAGAAGCCUGCGACCAUUCACUACGUCGUACGGUCAACAGUAUCACAAAGUUCGUCGACGGACAGAGAGAAUCGCAGCAAGGUCAAGAAGAUGUGCCGCUGGACUACUUUGAGAGGCUAAAUCUGAACGAGAGCCCAAUCGUGGAUACCGAAGAUACUGGGAGCGAACUAGGUGGAUUUGAGAGCGAAGGACAAGGAGCGAGGUCUAGGGCUGUGUCGUCAUCAAGGGGUCCCAGUCGAAGAGCCUCUGUGUCUCGGCAGGCCCUCAGUCCCCAGGCAAUCACAUCGAUGCUUCCGACCAGCCCAAGCCGCUUCGUCUCGCGUCGUCGCCCGAGUGCCGUGCCCCGAAGCUAUGCGCCGGGUGCCCGUAACAUUUCGAUAUCUUCCAAAGACAGGACCCGAUCUGGGACUAGCUCUCGAUCCACGUCUCGCUCUCGAUCCCCCAUGCCCGGAUACAGGCACCCAUCAUCCAGUAUGGCAUUGCCAGACUCAGCGGACGAUGAUCGCCACUUCUUGGAAGCCCUGCAGGAACUCAUCGUUUUGGCUACCGAGGUGAUAGACUCUAGUCUCCAUGCGCUCAAUACUAGUGGCCCCUCCUCAUGUUCUGCUAUCAUCCAACGGAUCCAAAAGACUGGAGGACUGUGGGACUCCCACAGCGACUGGCCUGGGCGAGAGUGGUAUGUCGAGAUUCUUCUUGCAGUUGCCAAUCUUGGGCGAGUGCUUGAUUGGUGGGAGGCAGAAAAGAUCUUCUGGAACUUUGACGCCGAAACGGAGAAUGAGCCAUUGGUCUUUGUGAUGAAACCCUCACGAGAGAGGGAGGAACCCAGAUUCGAGCAAGAGUUCCAAGCAGCCAUAUCCUCAAAUCGAAAUGCUAGCGGAAGCGGAAUGGGUGUCUGGGGUCUCGGUGAUCCCAACUAUUCCCCAGCAUCUAUGGGUGGAAGCGCCGAGGCUAGUGGGAGGGCAAGUGUCGUGGGAGAUGUCCCACCAAUGCUGAGCUUGGAUGUGCCAUCGACAGAGAUCGAAAGCCCGCAGACGGCAAGGCCUGAAGAACAAGGCAAAGGCUCGCCCAAAGCGCAGAAUCUCGACGAUUUGCGCUUCAUGGCCGACCACGCGAGGAGUGUAAACAUUGUGAUGGAGUUGAGUCUGCAUGACGAGGUCGUGGAGUACGUCAAUGAUGCCAUCAUGGAAGUUACUGGCCGGGAACCGGAAGAGGUCCUUGACCACCCUAUCACAGACCUGUUGGCGCCCGGCGAUGCUUCCGUGUUCUCUGAAGCCACCCAGAAGCUGGUUGAAGACGACAACAACACUGUUCAGCUUCGCUUCCGAUUUGAGGUCCACAAUCUCGCGCAGGCAGAACACGAGCAACGUCAGAUUGGACCCGUGUAUAUCGAGCUUGAGGGCGUCGGCAUGUUGAUGCGUGAAAACAAUAAGCCUUCCCACACCAUGUGGGUACUGAAACCGGUACCUGCAACCAUGGUCGAAGCUAUCACAGACGCAGCCUUUCCUCGUGAUGGGCACAUCUCCACCAAAGGUAUAUUGUGCCGAAUCUGUGAGCGAGAGAUCGUCACUUGGUUCUUCGAAAAGCACAACGAGACGUGCGAUGCUCUUCACCGUUUGGAAGCGGAAAUUGCCGAGAGCGACGAUUGUCUUCAUGAACUUCACCAGACAGUGGUCAAGCUCAAGUCCGAAAUCGACAACUCGGCGCCCAGUCAACCUUCACAGUACGAGGGUGUUUUGUUCUUCACUCUGCCCGACUCUAUAGCAGCCACGGAAGAGGUCUCAACUACCCAGUAUCAGGGUGUUGAGGUGAGAAAGGUGGCUCAUGAACAUCUUCAAGACGUACUCAAUGUCCUCUGUGCCGCUCGACAAAUCGAAACACCCUACGUCAGGGAGGAGGAAGCCGAUCUUCCUUCUACUGCUCAGCACUAUCUUUCAGAAGAUGCCGAGUCGAAGCUAUACAGUAUAUCGCGAUGGCAGCGUCCCAAGACUGCAGACUCGGCCCUUAAUCUCCUUUUCACCCAUGUGGAGGAGCAACUAAAGAGGAAGCAAAAGGCAGUCGCAAGGAUGCAAAGUACCGUCCGGUAUUCGGAAAAGACUCGGCACGAGUGGGAGGACAAGGUCAACAGGAUGUUGGAUGAACAGGAAGAUGGUAGCGACUCGGAUAGCGUUUCAGGCUCGGGGUCCGAAAGAAGCUCGUCUGAAGGUUCUCCUCACGAGCCGACAUCAGCAGGCAAUGAUGAUGGGCCUGAUGUUUCGCCACCUGGACCAAGAAAGAUUGCUGCUCUAGCGAGGUUGCCAAUUACUCAAGGUCACCCCCAUCGACAUCUAUCAGCACACGCUGACCAGUCGACCCAAACGAGUGUCGCUCCUACACCCACCGUACCCGAGACUCUUGGUCUCUCGAGCGACCCUUCACCCCCAAGUAUCCCUGCGCCCAUGCCAGACACUUCUCGACAUCCCCCCGAGGUCUCAGUCGGACACCGAUCAUCUCCCGUGAAAGGCGCUCGAUCCUCGUCUAGGUCCCGACAAGGUACACCUUCGCGGCCCGAAUCAGCCAAACCAAGUUCGAUAUCAUCUUCUCCUUUACUGGUGCCUUUUGCGCACGAUAAACACCAUCGACGAGUAUCUGCCUCGUCUAGGGGAUUGAGAGAUGCUCCCUUGUCGCCUCGAAUUCCCUCUGCAGCCUUGCGUUCCAGCGUUGGGCAGACGUCUAUCAAGGAUUUCGAGAUCAUCAAACCCAUUAGCCGGGGUGCCUUUGGGUCAGUCUAUCUGGCAAAGAAAUCCACAACGGGCGACUACUAUGCUAUCAAGGCCCUGAAAAAGUCAGAUAUGAUCGCCAAGAACCAGAUCACCAACGUCAAGGCCGAACGGACUAUCCUGAUGAACCAAGCGAGAUCGCCUUAUGUGGCGAAAUUGUUCUUCUCGUUCCAAUCCAAGGAUUAUUUGUAUCUGGUGAUGGAGUAUUUGAAUGGAGGCGAUUGUUCGUCUCUGGUCAAGACAUUGGGAGGUCUGAGCGAAGACUGGGCGAAGAACUAUAUAGCGGAGGUGGUGUUGGGUCUCGAGUACCUCCACGAUAGGAACAUAGUGCAUCGCGACAUCAAACCCGACAACUUGUUGAUCGAUUCUCGAGGUCACCUGAAGUUGACCGAUUUUGGUCUCUCGAGGAUCGGUCUCCUCAAUCGUCAAGUUGGAGGUCCCAGGGCAGCUUAUCUACCCAACCUCCGCGGUUCGGGCCGUCAGCGACCAUUUAUGAGUCGUACGCUGUCCAACACUUCUUCGAUCGAUUCCAACAUGCUCUCCCCAUCGCCCGACAUCAGUAUGCCUCAGGUUCUCACCAACGCUACCCAGUCGUACUUCACACCUGUUCGGGACAUCGGCUCUGCCGACGACUCGAGCGGCUCGGAGUCUGCGGGCAUCAUUCCUAAACAUGUCAGGCAGAUGCCUGCUGCUACACAGUUUACUUCUGGCAAUGUGAACUCCCCAUCUGCUAGCAGUGGGCGAGAGCCUGCAAGAUUCGUCGGCACACCCGACUAUCUAGCCCCCGAAAGUAUUUUGGGGAUUGGCCAGGACGAUGCUGCGGUGGACUGGUGGGCGCUUGGUGUGGUGCUUUACGAGUUCCUAUACGGUUUCCCGCCUUUCCAUGCGGACACUCCCGAGAAGGUGUUCGACAAUGUGGUUUCUAGGCGUAUCGACUGGCACGAAGAAGAUAUUGACAUCUCUCCUGAGGCGCGAGAUCUUAUCGACAAGCUUCUUUGUGCCGAUCCUCAUCGACGUCUGGGAGCGGGUGGGGCGGGGGAAGUGAAAUCGCAUCCUUUCUUGGCGACUAUCAACUGGGAUACCAUUGCCACAGAAGAGCCCAGUUUCGUUCCUGAGGUCACUGAUCCCGAGUCUACAGACUACUUUGACUCCCGCGGGGCUACUUUCCUCUUCCAUGACGAUGAUGCUCCAGCUCAAGUCUUCAAGCAAGCUGUUGGUGACAACCUUACCAUUCCUCUUGCGUCCCCAUCAACAACCGGUGAAAUGGACGCUAUUAUUAGUGAUAUUGCCGAGCAAGACGACUUUGGCGCUUUCAACUACAAGAAUCUGCCAGUGCUCAAACAAGCGAACGACGACGUCAUCAAGAAGAUGAGAUCGGACUCGAUGGUACCCUUAGCCCAGGCUCUCGAGGGCAAGGCGCCAGCCAAGACCAAACCGAGGAGACCUUCGGCGAAAGACAAAUCCAGACGCCAAACCUCGGAUGGUGCCGACGCCCCCUUCCCUCCUUCCCCAUCCACGUCCACCUCUUCCUCGGUGUCUACACCUUCCCGCGCCAACAUGCCACAGCCUCCUCUCACUAUUCCUUCUGGCCCUCAACAUCCUCGCCGAUUAUCAGAGCUCAACGCUCUCGAAAGGGUAAAGACUUCUGAUGCCGAUUUGGAGGUGACAAAGAGGAAAGAUGUGAAGCAGAACAGGAUCAGGACGGAUUCGGGCUCAAGUGCGGGGAGUGCCAGUGCAGAAUUGUGGAGACAAAGAAGGCAGGCAUCAUUACAGCUCGAGAAUCCCGGGAAGGAAUUGGAGGCUGCAGCGUCGGCGACAGGGGCGCCAGCAGGGAGCGAAGAGGCAAGGAGGACACCUGCAGAGACACGGGGUCUGGAUGUGUUGAUUGCGGAGGACAAUCCUAUCUCUCAAAAGAUUCUUGAGACCCUUCUCAGACGAAUGGGAUGUCGUUGUAUCUGUGUCGACGAUGGCCCUGGCGCAUUGGCGGCAACAAUGGGCAACAUCAAGUUCGAUGUCAUAGUUUGUGAUAUACACAUGCCUGUUGUCAAUGGAGAGCAAGUUGCCCGAAUGAUACGCUCGACUAGCAACCAAAAUCAGAAUACCCCGAUUAUCGCUGCCACAUCUUACGAGCAACAUCAAUCCAUCACUGAGGAAGGUACCCUAUUCUCCGCUGUGAUCGCGAAGCCUGUCACGAAAGCCGAUCUGGUGAAAUGCUUUACCAAACUUGGCUUCGUCGUCAGCUCCGGCGGCAGCGAGGCUUCGCCCUCAACCUCACAUCCGUCUCCAGCACACCCGAUACCCACAAACACCGUCGCUUAG
Messenger RNA from Cryptococcus amylolentus CBS 6039, 9225 nucleotides. RefSeq lists its product as hypothetical. Bases 1 to 9225 code for a protein of 3074 amino acids. NCBI's taxonomy places the organism in Eukaryota, Fungi, Basidiomycota, Tremellomycetes, Tremellales, Cryptococcaceae. Gene Ontology annotation, biological process: peptidyl-serine phosphorylation; phosphorelay signal transduction system. The record is from RefSeq and is a predicted model, not a curated record. Gene Ontology annotation, cellular component: nucleus; cytoplasm. The transcript is spliced from 10 exons. Gene Ontology annotation, molecular function: ATP binding; protein serine/threonine kinase activity.